CAUCGCGUCCCUUCCGCAAAUAUCGAUAGUGACAAACAGUGAACGCGAAACGUAAACAGCCUAAGAAAUGCUGCCAACCUGUUGUUCUAUUGAGAAACUAUGAAAUAACAAAGGAUUUCCUCUCAUGUCAACAUGUACUGCAGAGAACUAUGAUGCCGCAGCAGAGAUACUGGAAUAAAUAUCGUAAAUACAAAUUUAAAGAGGAUAAGGCAACUGAUCGGAUUACCUAUACUGAGAAUUUUUCGAGAGCAGUGUAGUAAAGUACCUACUAACAUUUUAUAAAAAAUAUAAGGAAGAUGUUUACAACAAUACGAGUAUAAAUAUUAUUCAUUAUUGACGAACAAUACCCUAGAAAGCCAAAAACUAAUUUGUGUGGGGAUAAGUACCUAACUUUCUCUGGACAUUUUUUGGUAGAAAGAAUAGUCAAGUUUGGUAUCGAAUAAUACAAAAAUAACAAAGUAGCAUAAUAUUUACAUACCUACCUUUGUAUUUUCACUGAAAAUAAUAAAAAAGAAGGUGAUAACUAGAGACAUAAAUUAUUGCUUGGGUGAAUUGUUGACAAGUAAGUACACGUUUAUGCAAUGUUAUGAUAAUUAUUGGUGAGUUAAGGAAUAAUUAUUACUAAAGCUUCAUGCUUUUGUGAGUUCCCAGUUCGGGGCCAACUACUAGUUGAGCUAAAUGAACAAUAUUUGCAGUGUAUUUUAUAAAAUAGCUAGAAUGAUUAACUCAAUAAAAAUCAAACUAAGACGCCGGCGGUUACUAGCAUUCGUCAUCCUGGCGGUUGUCUGCGGCUACGUAGGGCUUCAGACACUGUCCCCGGACCUUUACUUCAUUCAUUGGGGUCCACUAGAAGAUAUAUCGUGCCAUUACAUAGACCUAGACAAUACUUUACCUGGAGCGGAGAGUGGGGACUUUCAGCCGCCGUCGCGCUCAAUAUUCUUUCACGAAACGUCUUGUAAAGGAGACUUGAAUUCGCGUCAAGCGUGUGCCGUGGAGUCCGCGGCCCGCGCUCAUCCUGGAUGGCAGAUAAACGUCCUAUUCGCGGCUCCCGUGCAUAAAAAUGCUUUGAGGAAUGGAAGUCUGUCAAUAUUGAAGAAUUUUACUAAUGUUAGGUUAUCUAGAGUGCAUAUAAUAGAUUACGCUAAAAGGACUCCGUUGGAGAGUAUGGUGUCGGGUGGUGCGUUGAACAGGACGCGGUGGCGUAUAUCGCACACCUCGGACGUGCUUCGUUACCUAUCUUUGUAUAAGUUCGGUGGGGUGUACUUGGACUUGGAUGUUGUCGUGGCGAAGGCGCUGGACCCGUUGGUGAGGAACUGGGCGGCUCGGGAGACGGACACUGCGGUGGCGGCCGGCGCGCUGGCGUUCUCCAGGGACGAGCUCGGCAGGAGCGUUGCUGAGGCGGCCAUCAGGGACGUAAAGAACAACUACAGAGGCGAUGUGUGGGGCUACAACGGCCCUGGUGUCAUCACGCGGAUCCUCAAGCAGCAGUGCUCGACCAGUAACCUUAGCCAGAUGUCCGCUGCCACUUGCAACGGAUUCGAGGUGUACGGUCCCCAGUUUUUCUACCCUGUGGAGUACUGGAAAGGAUGGACGUACUUCGACCCAGGAGAAAUAAAACUCGAAGACACAGCCUACAUUUUCCACGUAUGGAACAAACUGACAGGUCACCUCGAUGUACAUAAAGACUCUCCUUAUGCUAAAUUAGCGAGGAAAUAUUGCCCCAAAGUUUAUAAAUUAUAUGGUGAAGACUUUUUAUUACCAGUACAAGAGGAACCAAAGAAUAUAUAAACAGUACGUUUGCCUACUAGAAAUGAGAGCGUGUCUUGUUAAUGCGUUUUUGCAUUAUCCGAUCCAUAAAUGUGAAUACGCACUUAGGAUUUCCCCAGACCUAUCGACGCGGAAUCGGCUCUAGCCCACCAAAAAUCGCGCGUUAGUAUGAAGCAAAGAGGAUCAAGUAUUAUAGAGCGUUACUGCCUCUGGAUGGAGUUCAAGUCUCACCCAAGGCAGACAUUUUCCACUUUUAAAUUUAUUCCAAGCCUAGUGGCAUCGAUUUCAAACAUUUCUGCUAAUUAGAAGUUAAAGAUUUAAAGUAAAAUGUGUAUCACAGUUCACAGUGCAUAGACAACUUUUGAACCAGUUUUGACAAUUUGGCUCAUAUUCUUAGCUUGAUAUGUGUUAAAAUGUCAAAUAUUGAUAUUAGCGCCAUUUAGCCGAGCGUCCCCCAAAGGUGUAACGCCAUCUAGGCCACCGUACCUUUUUCUGUAGAAAUAAUGUCAUAGUUUAAUUAUUUUUUGUGCUUUUUGUGGCACUGAAAGUUAGUAUUUCAUGUGCUCUGCCUACCCCUUUAUGGGAUACAGCCGUGAUUAUUAUGUAUGUUAAUUAUUUUACUAACGGUUGUUACUCGAAUCGUUAUUUGAUCAAUCAGCUACUUUUGAUCCUGACUGUAGGUACUUUAGGUUCAAUGGUACUUUAUUGACCAAAAAAUCGGCAAAUUUUUCAUAUUUAAGUAGGUAAGCUUUCUUUUUGCAUGUAGAAUAGAAUAACAAUAUUUCAACUCAAUUUCAACUUAUUACAAAUUAACGAUGUUGAUAAAAUGAUGACCUUAUUCGAAUUUCGAAAUAUUUGAACCCGAAAUUGUGAUUAACGCGCGUUUUUUUAACCGCUUGUAUAAAGCGUGGCUUACACGAUGCGGUCUAGAAGUUAUUCGACGAAUUUGGUGUGCGUGAGGGUUUUUUCAUGUAGCUAUAUUUGAUUUAUGUAACUUUAAAAAAUAUUCCUAGUAUUUUCAAUCGCCACAAUACCUUAAAAGUAUUAUGAUUCGUGAUAAUAUUACUAUCGUUUUGAAUCAAAGACUGUAAUGGUCUGUCAUCUGUCACACUUAUAUACUUAAGUAUAGUAUGAAUUUUCUGAGAUGAACUUUUCGCUUUAGCCGUAAUCUGUUAAACAAAGGCCUUUGU
Molecule: messenger RNA, 2957 nt
Organism: Leguminivora glycinivorella
Lineage: Eukaryota; Metazoa; Arthropoda; Insecta; Lepidoptera; Tortricidae
Product: lactosylceramide 4-alpha-galactosyltransferase-like
Exons: 3
Coding region: 679-1788 (369 amino acids)
Biological process (GO): glycosphingolipid biosynthetic process
Molecular function (GO): alpha-1,4-N-acetylgalactosaminyltransferase activity
Source: RefSeq, a predicted model, not a curated record